AUGCAUUUCAGUACGACGAUUAGAAAAAAAGGGUUUUCGCAAAGAUUGGAAGCUGUUAAGGGUUUAGAAAAUAGAUCAAGAGAAGAUAAAGCAACUUUAUUAGCAGCUGUAGAAACUCAAAGAAAUACAAGGUUAAUCAAAGAUUUAAUCAUCCAUAUUGUUUUUUUUGCAGUUUUUUUAUUAAUUGUAAUCUUACAAUUAAAUCCAUCAACUGUAAAUAACAUAAAUACAUCAUUAAAAAAUUCAUAUUUAUUCAGUGGUGAUGUACCCUAUAUGGAUAUCAAGUUUUCUGAUGAUUUUAAACAGUAUUUAACAACAACAUUUUGUGAAACUGUAUUAUCAAUGUCACUAGAUAAUGAGGAUGCAAUGAAUAAAAUUAUUGGUAAUACUAUUAGAAUUAGAACUACUAGAAUUAAACCAGGUUCAUGUACUGAUAAUGGAUUAAACUUAACAUGUUAUUCAAAUUCAUAUGAUGGAUCAACUAAAGAUAGAUCACCAUAUGGUCCAAAUGGCAUAUAUACUUAUACAAGUAAUACACAUGGUUCAUUUGUGUUUGGACAUAAUCAAUAUGUUUGGGAUAGAUCUGGUUACUAUGUCGAUAUUUCUGUUAAAAAUGUUACCAUGGAAAUUCAACAAUUAAUUGAUAAUGAUUUCAUCGAUGUCCAAACAAGAGCAGUAAUUAUUUCAUUUUCAACUUUAAAUUUAAAUUUCCAAUCUAGAACAACUUUAACAGAAUGGCCAGCUUCAGGUGAAGUUAACCCAUACUAUUCAGUUAGAACAUAUAGAGUAAACAUGUAUAUGGAUGCAGUCGAUAGAUUUAGAGGUUUUCUCGAAACUGUAUUCUUUUUAUUUUUAAUUUAUUAUGUAUACUUUUUCAUUAAUGAAGCUAGAAUCGAUUAUCAAUUAAAUAGAUUAAGAAAUUAUUUACUUUCAUUAAAAAAUUCAUUUGAUAUAAUAAAUUUAACUGUAGGUAUCAUUUGCGGCAGUGAUAAUUCAAGAGAGGUUUCAUUAACUGAUGAAACUAUAAAAUAUCCAUUAUAUUUAGAAAACUUGGGACAAACUGCUUUAGUUUUAUAUCAAAUUUCAGCAAUAAAUAUUUUAUUAAUGGCAUUUAAAACAUUUAGAUUUUUAAUUAUUCAUAAACGUUUGUAUAUUUUAUGGAUUGCAAUUUCACAGUCAAAACUUCAAUUAAUUACAUUUACAAUUAUGUUUUGCAUUAUAAUGUUGGGUUUCUUAUUCUCUGGUUGGUUGACUUUUGGUCCAGAUAAUGCAGCUUAUAAUGGUUUUGUUACAUCAUUAGGUACUUUACUUCAAUUUAUUAUUGGUAAUCCACCUGAUUAUGAAGCAAUGUCUUCAACAAAUAGAGCUCUUGGUCCAAUUUAUUAUUUAUUAUUUACUAUUUUUAUGUUUUUCAUUUUAAUGAAUAUGUUUAUUGCUAUUAUUUCAAAAUCAUAUGAAGGUAUUAGCGAUUCAUUCGAUAAAAAACAAAGAAGUAAAAGAUAUUUAAUGACAAAAUGGGAAAAGUCAAUAAAAUCAUUUCAAUUUUUAUUUAGAAAAGAGAUUUAUGACAUCUAUGAUAUAUCUCUAAUGCUUAUUGAUCAAAGACCGGGUUUAAUAGAAACUCCUGGUAUUGAACCAUUAACUUUUAAAGGUGAAUUAACAGCUUUAAUACCAACAAUAAAAGACGAUGAAUCAUCCUAUUAUGCAGAUUUGUUAAUGAAAAUUUCAAGAACUCGUCAUAAAUAUCUUGAAGAAAUUCAAUCAUCAAAAAAUACAGGUAUUACAUUCGAAUUGAAAUUAGUAGGUUCACCAAAUGUACACAAAAAAGAUUUUGCAACUUGGGAAAAAGAAAAAUCAAAAAAAAAAAAAGUAGAUGCUUUAUCAAAUAGAGUCGAGGAAUUAAAUGCAAAAUUAGAUUUAAUAUUACAACAUUUAAAUGUUCAAUUGCCACAACCUAUACCACCUCCAACCCAAUUAGUUAAUAAUAAUAAUAAUAAUAAUAAUAACAAUAAUAGCAAUGGUACUAUUGGUAGUAAUAGUCGUAGCAAUAGUAACUCGAGUAAUUUUAAUGGUAUAAAUAUUUCUGGUGGUAAUCCAUAA
Dictyostelium purpureum is the source of this 2100-nucleotide messenger RNA. RefSeq lists its product as uncharacterized. The coding region runs from base 1 to 2100 and encodes 699 amino acids. Gene Ontology annotation, cellular component: membrane. Gene Ontology annotation, molecular function: calcium ion binding. The transcript has 7 exons. The record is from RefSeq and is a predicted model, not a curated record. NCBI's taxonomy places the organism in Eukaryota, Evosea, Eumycetozoa, Dictyosteliales, Dictyosteliaceae.